This is a messenger RNA of Labeo rohita (rohu), 1683 nucleotides long. Its product is annotated as butyrophilin-like protein 3. The record is from RefSeq and is a predicted model, not a curated record. The transcript is spliced from 9 exons. Bases 1 to 1131 code for a protein of 376 amino acids. Gene Ontology annotation, molecular function: methyltransferase activity; 2-oxoglutarate-dependent dioxygenase activity. NCBI's taxonomy places the organism in Eukaryota, Metazoa, Chordata, Actinopteri, Cypriniformes, Cyprinidae.
AUGAACGUCACUCUGGCUACAGUGGAGACAUUCAAGUUCCUGGGAUCUGUGAUCUCCCAGGACUUGAAGUGGGUCAAUCAUAUCAACUCCAUUGUAAAAAAUUCCCAACAAAGGUUGUACUUCCUUCGCCAGCUAAGAAAGUUCAACGUACCACAGGAGCUGCUAAAACAGUUCUACACAGCCAUCAUCGAAGCAGAGCAGUAUAAGGCAGUUGGACCUGCAGAUUCUGUAUUUGCUGUAGCUGGUGAAGAUGUGAUUCUGCCCUGUUCAGUCAAACCCAACAUCAGUGUUGUGGACAUGAGAGUGGAGUGGUCUAGACCAGAUCUGAAACAUUCACAACUAGUGCAUCUCUAUGAGGAUCAUAAAGACAGAAACACAAAUCAGAUUGAGUCCUACAGAGGAAGAACAAAACUGAUCCAUCAAGAACUACAGACAGGAAACACAUCACUCAAACUCUCAUCAGUCCAAGUCUCUGAUGAAGGACUUUAUAAAUGUUUUAUUAAGUCCAAAUCCUGGAAUGAUGAAGCCACUUUUAAUGUUAAAGUUGAAGUUGUAGGACAUCCUCCAGUAAUCACUGUAGAUGGGUUUGAUGAUUCAGGAGGGCUUCAUCUACAGUGUGAAUCUGAAGGUUGGUAUCCUGAACCUGAUCUUGAGUGGCUGAACAGUGAAGGAGUCAGUUUGAGUCCAGAAACUACAGAGAAACACAGAACCACAGACAGAUUCAGUGUGAAACACACUGUUAUUGUACAUCAGAGUGGCAAGAUUCACUGCAGAGUCAAACUAAGACAUCACAUGCUGGAGACACCGAUUAGCACCACAAAUAAUAUGUUUAAUCUUUGGAGGACAUCAGCCAUCCUGUUUUCACUUGUAGUUGUUCUCAGUGGUUUUUCUGCAAUACUGAUAGCUGUGUUCAUUCAUGAAUACAAGGUAAACAAUCAACUACAGACUGAGAACAGGAGAAUAAAACAUGAACAUGAUGAACUUUUAAAGAGUCAGAAGAUGCCAAAAGUGAUCACGCAUCUAGAAACAGACACGGUGAAUGCAACUCAGGAUGCUGAUUCGUCUAAUAAUUCAUGUCUCAUUGUGCCUGAACAUGGGCAAGAAGUGAUACAUGACAAAACAGAACCAUAAGAAGAUAAAGAUGAAAUUAUCUUUAAAUGGACGUCUGACCCAUAUGGAAAGCAGUACUGAAUUUUGACUGAGGUUAGGGCUGUGUAAAUCUCUAACUGAUGAUAAUGCAAAAAUAGGCUGCAAUGCAACAAUGACAGCUUUUUCUAAUCUUAUCACAGUUAACACAGAGUAAAUAUGUACAUUAUUCAGUGUAGGUGAUUCAAUUAUUCAAUUAACUGAAUUUGUGCAAUAAAUAUCUGCAAGGCAAUGCUUACAAUGCAAGUUUAUGCAAUGUUUUAAAUAACACCCAAAUGUGAUGCUAAAUAAACAAAGUUUCUAUUCUGUUCUUUUUAAACUCAAAUGAAGUUCUAUUUCUAUUCUUGCCAGAUGGUGGCGCUAGCUACUUACUAUUUAAUUGGUAAAAUUUGAACGCUUGAAUCCUGUAUAUUUGGGGUGGAGUCAAAGAAGACUCCUUGCUUGCUGUCUGUAUGUACAAUGAAGAAAACAGAUUGUAAUGAAACUAAUAUCUUCUGUAGUCCAUUUUAAAUAAACCAUCAAAUAUAUGUGUCCUUU